GCGAGCAGUCGUAGCUGUGAGAAGCGCGACUUCAGUCACAAGUAAAUUCAGGCUCUCACCUCUCCUGCAACUGAGAAUGAUGCACCCCCCUAAGGAGGCGUGGGUUUCGCCCCAAACUGAGCCUGAUGGAGUCAUACAGGAAAGCCGAACAGAUUCCAACGCCCAGCUCGUUCUAAGGGUUGGUGUGACUUCAAAGACGCCCUGCAAGAUCCUCCUGAUUUUGACGGGUAUAUUUGCGGCCGCAACCGUCGCUCUGACUGUCACCACCGUUGUGUUCGUCAUGCAGAGGAACGACAUUGCGAACGAAUGGAACGAAUGGAAAGAGACUCCGAUUUGCAGCACAAAGCAGUGCUAUGACUCCGCGUACGUUUACUUAAGCAGUUUGGAUCAGAGCAAGAAUCCCUGUGACAAUUUCUUUGAAUACGCUUGCGGUGGGUGGACGGAACGUUACACAGUUCCAGAGGACAGAAACACCUACUCUGUAUUCGCUCUGCUGACAGACGACCUGGCACGCAAGCUAAAAGUUCUGUUUGAACAAAGCCCGACUGUCGGCGAGCCUGAUUCAUAUCACAUUGUAAGGAAUGACUACAAAUCUUGUCAGGACAUGGACACCAUCAACGAGCUGGGAGCGAAACCUCUGACUGACCUGCUGACAUCCCUCGGCGGUUGGCCAGUCCUCGGAGACAACCCAGUGGGCGGAAACUGGGACCCAGCCGCCUUCGACUUUGAGAAGCUGUGGGCCGACAUCAGGGGCAAAUACGGCAUACAAAUGAUCGUUUCCACAGGCGUAUGGCCCAAUGACACAGCCGAGUAUAAACUAAAUGCUUGGACACCAUACUUCGUAGUUCCGAGGACCGAAAUCGAAAACGCACAUUUGCAGGGAGUCAAGAGUUUGAUCGACGAAAGCAAUGAGCCUGAUGACUACGGGGUGAAGAUUCUCUUGGAGGAGAGGUAUUCCAAAAAGAGGCAAGCCUACCUUCAGUACAUGAUCGACAUUGCUCUGGCGCUUGGCGCAAACGAGACGGUUGCAAUGCAAGACAUGAUCGACCUCAUCGAGUUUGAAACAACUAUGGCAAAUAUGACCGUUCUACAUUCAGAGGAGGGCUGGAUCGAAAACACUCUCGGGGAGAUUGGAAUGGAUGAGAUUGACUGGGUGCAGUUUUACAAUCUGAUGUUGCCGGCAAGUGUCGACCCACGCGUUACUGACAACGAACCCAUCAUCAACUACAGGCCUUACUACAUUUCCAACGUCACAUUUUGGCUCAAAGAUCAAGAAAACAGAGUCAAGGCCAACUACAUGAUAUGGCGGCUGGUUAACCGAAUGGUGCCCUUUAUGAACGAGACGUUCCUGGCAAUCCACAGAAAAUACGUCGAGAGUAAUAACAACACUACAGCCACCUCGGCCCGUUGGAAGACGUGCGUUGACGUUGUUAACUAUCACUUCAAAUUCAUUAGCGGAAGGAUGUACGUGGACGAACACUUUCCUGAAGACGCAAAGCAGAAGACCCUAGACAUGAUACGCAAUCUGCAAACGGCUUUCAAGUCCAUGCUGGAAACGAAUGACUGGCUCCAGGACGAAGAUAAGCCCAAAGCUGCUGAAAAGGCAGAUGUGAUGGCCUUUGAAAUUGGCUACCCGGAGUGGAUAAAGGACAACGCUAAACUCGAAGAAGAGUACGCUGGUUUAACAGCCGAGGACGACGAAUAUUUCCAGAAUAACUUGAAAUACCGUAAAUGGAUUUCUCAGGCCCAAUUGGCACUCCUACGUGAAGAUGUGGACACUGAAAACUCACUGUGGUUCACUGGACCAGCUGUUGUCAAUGCGUAUUACAGUCCAAACAGAAACGGAAUGUUGUUUCCGGCAGGCAUCCUCCAACCACCUUUCUACCAUAAAGAUCUUCCGUGGUAUUCCAUUUACGGCGGUAUCGGUGUGAUCAUUGGACACGAGAUAACGCAUGGUUUCGAUAACAAUGGAAGACAAUUCGACAAAGACGGCAAAUUUAGGCAGUGGUGGACUCAGGAAUCCAUUGAUAAUUUCAAAGAGAAAGCCCAGUGCAUUAUCGAUCAAUACUCUGGCUUUGUUAUGCCAGAAAAUGGAAGACACCUAAACGGAACCCAAACGCAAGGUGAAAACAUUGCUGACAACGGAGGUCUCAGAGAGUCGUACAAGGCCUACAGGGACAACAUUCCGAAGCAGCCUCGGCUUCCUGGCAUUGAUUUCACCGAUGAGCAGAUGUUCUUCCUUUCAUUUUCUCAGAUCUGGUGCAGUGUGUUAAAACCAGAAGGUGCGGAUGGGUACAUUGACUAUGCACGCCACAGUCCAGGCCGAUACAGAGUCAUUGGUUCACUGCAGAACAACGAGGCGUUUAACGCUGCCUUCAACUGCCCGGCUGGAAGCUACAUGAAUCCAGACGUCAAAUGCAAAGUCUGGUAUUAAGUUAAUUCGGACAAAGUAAGUGCACAAAUGUGACUCUAAGAUAUUAAAACGUAUAUCAUAAUCAUUCGAGAAUCGAUUUCUGACAUUUUUAAGGUGUCAGUUAUGCCUUUAACUGCAACAAUAAAACAAACAUAAAAGCGGAUUCUUUAUUACUCGUUAGCUACCACAUGUAUAAUCUCGUGAUACAAGUAUUAGAACUAUUUGAAUUUCACUCUUUUCAUGCCCACUGAUUACUUUGUACUGUUCAGUGGUAAAAAUUUUAUAAUCACAAUGUCGCUUUGUAAUAACUAUUGCUUCGUGUGUACUAUAAAAAGAGUGCGGUAUCUCUGAUUUUUCUACACAUACUACAAGGUAAAACUUUGGCCUACAGGAAGCUUUCGUGAUUAUGGGCAAUGAAAGCUAUAACAUUCACA
This is a messenger RNA of Acanthaster planci (crown-of-thorns starfish), 2847 nucleotides long. RefSeq names its product membrane metallo-endopeptidase-like 1. The record is from RefSeq and is a predicted model, not a curated record. Lineage: Eukaryota; Metazoa; Echinodermata; Asteroidea; Valvatida; Acanthasteridae.